Messenger RNA from Diaporthe amygdali, 2487 nucleotides. RefSeq lists its product as uncharacterized. Gene Ontology annotation, molecular function: DNA-binding transcription factor activity, RNA polymerase II-specific; RNA polymerase II cis-regulatory region sequence-specific DNA binding. Bases 1 to 2487 code for a protein of 828 amino acids. NCBI's taxonomy places the organism in Eukaryota, Fungi, Ascomycota, Sordariomycetes, Diaporthales, Diaporthaceae. The record is from RefSeq and is a predicted model, not a curated record. The transcript has a single exon. Gene Ontology annotation, biological process: regulation of transcription by RNA polymerase II.
AUGGCUCAUAAAUCGCGAUACGGCGACGGCGUCGCCAAUUCGUCGCGACCGUCGUUGCAUGGCGCCAGAUGCCACUCACAGUCGUUCACUGCCGGCUCAAACCCCAACAGCGCACCCAUGGGCAACUUCUCGGGUCAGCGACGUCGAUCACAACCAGCUUCUUCUAGCUCUCAUAAGAAAUCAUACUCACCUCUCCCGGAGCCGUCAUUCGAUCUCAUGUCGACUUCGGCGCCUUCCCUGUUUGGUGACAUGAACUACCAAAUGCCCGCCCACCACUUCGACCACCAGCAAGGCUCUAAUCCCAUGGAUCCGGCUGCGUCGCCUUACGAUAUGUCUGGACUACCAGCGACCAGCUUCCCGGGCUCUUUCGAUCCUUCUGCUGAACAUUACCUGGCCCACGGUCUGCCCGCAUAUGAGACAGCGCCAACUGCGUACAACAGCGCAGAAUUCGCUGCUAUGAGCGCUCCUGAAUUGUCGUUUUCGCAUCCGGGUCUCGCUCCUAAUCCCACCAAGAUGAACUCACCUUUCAUUUCGAAUGGUCCAGUGUUGGCCCCGCCAGUAUCAAAUCGUCCGACGCCGACGACAGACUCGAUGAACAAGAACUCGCCACAAACUCCACGAAAGAUUAUCAGAUCGAAAUCAGCGGCAGCAGCGUCGCGCAACCAGCCCUUGCUGCCCGCUCCAUCUGGCGUGAAAACGCCGCCUCGCGCCCUUGGCCAACGCGACCCCAAUGCAAAUGCUGUCAAGCGCCACUUGCCCGAUUCUCCCACCCUCGAAACGACUUCGCCUAGGAAGGCACACAAGAGAUCAAAAACGGAUGAGCCCGGACGCCACCGCUCGCCCGUUCCGAUUCCUGAUGCCGAGUCAUUUCCAGCUGUCGACCCUGGAGAGGAAAACAACAAGCCGCCUUACACAUAUGCCCAAAUGAUUGCAUUGGCAAUCUGGAAAGCCCCUGCGCGGCGCCGCACCUUGGCUCAGAUUUACGACUUUAUCAGGACGACAUGGUGCUACUAUCGCAAAGAUGACACUUGGGAGAACAGCAUUCGACACAAUUUGAGCCUUCACAAGAAAUUCUUCGAAAAGCAGGCGCGGGCCAAGGACGACCCCGGCAAGGGAAACUACUGGCUGAUCAUUCCUGGAAAUGAGCGCGAGUUGCUCGACGUAUACCUGAAGGAGAGGUCGGGCACUGAGGGGGCCAUGAUUGGCAAGAGUAUGGCAGUGCCCUCAAGCUCCCGGCUGGAACCCUCAGCUCUACCUCCCCCUCGCCAGGAGCCAAUGUUGCCACCUCAGUCAUCUAAUUUCCAGCUGCAUCUUCCACCCCUCCCGAAGUUGCAACCACCAGCACCUGUCCAACCCGAGCCGUCGUCGGACGCCACCAUUCCUGCUUCUGACCAAGCUUUCGAGGAGCCUGAAGCAACGAAUGACCAUCAGGAGGAAUACAACUCUCUCGAUGCUACGUUGAGCUCUUCUCCCCCAUCCAUUUCUGGGCAUGUGUCUAUUCCUAGUGACACACCGACCCGCACAAACAGAGUUGCCGGCUCGUCCGGUCGCACAUCGGGCAAGCGCAAGCGCUACUCGAUGGUUGAUAGUGGCUACAUGACCGGUAUUGAGUCGUCCAUAUUGCGGUACGGACAGCAAAGAGCGCCUGUGUUUUCCUCCGAAGCGGACAUCCACCACUUCCAAGGUGGUGGCCGUGCCGAGGAUGCCAUCAGAAAAUUGCGGGCGUCUUCGCCGGUCAGUCCUUCUAAACCCAAGUCUCGCAUGCUUCCGCCGUCCUCCUCUCCUGUUGGCAAGGGCUCUCCGCUACGUUAUCGAGCCUCGCCUUCUAAGACAUCGGCGGUUGUCAAGACGCCCAUCAAUGGGAAGAAGUCUGUCGCACGCCUUACAGGUGCAACAACACUUGCACCGCCCAAGACGACUUCAAAGUAUAACACCUCUCCCAUCCGUCAGCACGACAAACUCAGGGCGAACAUUCGAGAGAUGCUCGAAACGCCACAGCAGGUUCGCGACUAUAACAAGAAGUUCCCUGGGAGACAAAGCAAGGCAUCAUUUGCUAUUUGGGAGGAUGAAGCAUCAGCGCCAGAAUCUGACUCUCCUCUGGCCAAUUCGGCCGGAAGAAUGCUUGAUGAGAUAAUGAGCGAAAAGCGAAACCGAAAACCUGCGGCUUCCCCUUUCAAAUUCGCGUCGCCUCUCAAGGCCUUCCCGCUGUUCCCACCCAUCGACGAGAACACUGCAUGGAACAUAACUUCUCCCAGCAAGCUCUUGUCCUCGCCAAGCAAAUACCUGCCUGAAGUUAGCAAACUUCCGGAGUAUGAUUCGGAGAACUGGAUCAUCACCGAGAAUGGCUUGGAUGCCGAGUUAGACCUUGAAAACUUCGGGUCCGAUGACUCGAACGCGUUGGAUCUUACUCAAACUUUCCGAAGCAUAGGCGAAGUCCCCACCGGUGCUGAAGCAUACGGACCUGCCACCCUGCGUCGAUUUGGCUAG